This is a messenger RNA of Suillus fuscotomentosus, 924 nucleotides long. RefSeq lists its product as uncharacterized. The transcript is spliced from 2 exons. Bases 1 to 924 code for a protein of 307 amino acids. The record is from RefSeq and is a predicted model, not a curated record. NCBI's taxonomy places the organism in Eukaryota, Fungi, Basidiomycota, Agaricomycetes, Boletales, Suillaceae.
AUGUCUGGUGUUCGAAAUUCUUCUGCUGGGUAUGACGUACAGGAAGACAUACCUUUUGCACGCGUUCCAGAUCUCGAACGAGCUCAGCAUAUACGGCUUGCUCUCGAGAGGUUGGAUCCUCCCCGGGACCAUGAAAAGAGUCACAGCCAGAGUCUCACAUCCUGUUCCGCCUUUUUUUCUUCCACAUCUUCAAAAAAAGUCCCUCGACACAAGAGAAAAUAUCCGCCUCCUGCUCUGAAAUUGGAUGUACAGCAUCCCGCGCUGCAACGCCUGGAGUCAUUCAUGGAUCUCACUGUUACGGAGCUGGGAAGCCGACAUAUCAAGUCCCAACGUAGUCUGCCCACUCUACCGACUGUACCUCUUCCGGUACCCACUCACGCAUACCGGUCUUCCAUCACCUUCAACGUUCCGAGUUCCUCUCCCACUUCCACGGCAGCUUCGUCUCCUACAGCCACGCUGAUAUCUGAUACAAACCUUUUGACCGUACCCUCUGCGCAUCCGCCCUUGUCACCAUUGACACCCCCGCCAUUGUCUCCUUCAACAGCGAAGCGGAAACGUUUCUCAAGGUUGUGCCGCAAGUUUGGUGAAACUCCGCCUCAUGAGCUCGUCUUUGGCGGGCUUCCUGUGUUUCUGUCUGUAGAGCCCAAGAAGGCUCGUGUGCAGAAUGCUACUUGUUUCGCUCCCAGCAUGCAGGAGAGCAAAGAGUCUCCAUUGUCAUGUAAUCUGGACACCUCUAGCACCAGUGCUUUUGGAACGAGCUCGAGUGAGAAUCUUCACCGACCCUCAUCUAUUUUCCUCGAAGACGCUGAGAUACUGCCUCACAUUUCAAGGCAGUAUAGUACGGCUUGUAUGCUGGAGAGGAAGGGCCGGCGGAUCACGCAACGGAACUAUGAGGAUAUUUUGAAGCGUUUGAGGAUGCUUUGA